ACGUUCUGUGUGCGUCUCGGAAGAAGGAAGACAAACCAGAUCAAAAUAGCUACGGUAUCUAUAGCCAGCUAAUGAAUCACUCCUACUGGAAACCAGUCAAAAACCUGGGAGUAACUGUUUUUCCCUUUGGAAAUGGUUACUGAAAAGAUACACAUUUUCCUUUUCUCUGUCGGCGAACUACAAAGGGCACGUGCCUAGUUAAAUAGAUUUGUUUUAAACUAGCUUGCCGGCUCCCUGUCACGUUUCGAAGAUAGGAGGUGCGGAGAAGGCACGUCACUGAGGAGGCAUGCCUGUUGAAAGUGGAAGUAGUAUCGCUGCCAGGCAGGCAAAGCAGAAACGCAAGUCCCACAGCCUCUCCAUUGGCAGGACCAACAGCACGGAGCAAGACCGCUUAGGAAUGCAGAGAGACAUGUUGGAGGGCCAGGAUUCAAAGCUACCCAUAAAUGUGAGGAGCAAUCUUCUCGAACUCUUCGGACAGAUUGAGCGGGAGUUUGAAAACCUAUACAUUGAAAAUUUGGAAUUGCGGCGAGAAAUUGAUACACUGAAUGAGCGCUUGGCAGGUGAAGGGCAGGCCUUCGACGGAAGCGAUCUGGGCAAGGGCGCUUUAAAAGCAAAAGCUAGUCAUAGUACCAGCCAGCUCUCUCAAAAGCUGAAGACCACAUACAAGGCAUCUACAAGCAAGAUUGUGUCCAGUUUCAAGGCCACCACGUCCAGGGCAGUAUGUCAGCUGGUGAAGGAGUACAUAGGUCACAGGGACGGGAUUUGGGAUUUGAGCAUCACCCGGACACAGCCGGUGGUUCUGGGCACUGCCUCAGCUGAUCAUAGUGCUAUGCUGUGGAGCAUUGAGACGGGAAAGUGUCUUCUUAAAUAUGUUGGCCAUGCUGGGUCAGUUAACUCUAUCAGGUUUCAUCCAACUGAACAGAUGGCUCUUACAGCGUCUGGGGACCAGACGGCUCAUGUCUGGAGGUAUAUGGUACAGCUUCCUACCCCACAGCCUGUAGCGGAUGUCACUGCAAACUGCGACGAGGACGUGGAAUUCUCAGAUAAGGACGAGGCAGACGGGGACGUAGACGGCCCCAGCGAGUGCCCCACCAUCAGAGUGGCGUCCACCACGCUCAAGAGCCACCAGGGCGUGGUCAUCGCUGCCGAUUGGCUAGUCGGGGGCAAACAGGUGGUCACGGCCUCGUGGGACCGGACCGCCAACCUGUACGAGGUGGAGACAUCCGAGCUGGUGCACUCGCUAACAGGUCAUGACCAGGAGCUGACCCACUGCUGCACCCACCCAACCCAGCGUCUGGUGGUAACGUCCUCACGUGACACCACCUUCCGCCUGUGGGACUUCAGGGACCCCUCCAUACACUCUGUCAACGUGUUUCAGGGACACACUGACACGGUGACGUCAGCGGUGUUCACUGUGGGAGACAACGUGGUGUCCGGGAGUGACGAUCGUACCGUGAAGGUGUGGGACUUGAAGAACAUGAGAUCUCCGAUAGCAACCAUCCGCACAGACUCGGCUAUUAACAGGAUAAGCGUCUCUGUGAACCACAGGAUCAUCGCUCUGCCCCACGACAAUCGGCAGGUCAGGCUGUUCGACAUGUCUGGAGUGAGGCUUGCGCGACUCCCACGCAGCAACAGACAGGGACACCGGCGCAUGGUCUGCUGCUCGGCCUGGUGUGAGGAGAACACCUUCUGCAACCUGUUCAGCUGCGGGUUCGACCGGCAGGCCAUCGGCUGGAACAUCAACAUCCCGGCCCUGCUGCAGGAGAAGUGAAGCUCCGCCCGGGGUCCCACCCUCGAGAAUCCUCCUCCGACGGAGAGGCGGACCUGCGCUUGUGCUGUACUGUCGCCCCACUGGUCGCUGUGUGUGUGCGUGUGGCGUAUGCUAUGAUAACUCUAUAACAUACAGAUAUAAUAAUAGUACAUCAUCAUUAGAUACUCUCUCUAUGCGUGAAUACUCAAGUGCUCCCAAAUAUUGUGAGAAAAUAACAUAAUAAGCAGUGGAAUAUCCCCUGCGACAUCGAAGUCUGCAGCGUUACUUUGUGUUGUCGGCCAUCAUAACUUCGGCCUUCUAUAGAGGAUCGAACUUAACCCCUGUAGUCUAGGCGUGGGAAGGUUCAGUUUUGUUUUGGUUGAGCCAGCUAUUAUGUGCUAUAUACCAGGAGAGGAAUUAUAUCCGUGUGAAUAUUGUGUGUGUGUGUGUGUGCGUGCGUGCGUGCAGGAAUAUGUGUGUGUGGAGGGGGGGGGUUGUGUUGUGUGCUUCGUUAGUUAACUUAUGGUGAAAGAUACUGUGAAUGAUGAUUUGGCAUAGCUUUACUGAAAUAUCAGUCGUUUCUGCUGUCUUCUCUCCACCUGGCUCUGACUUUGGCUCAGGUGGGAGAAUUUGCCAGUGCCAUUUUGAGGAGGAUACAUUUCAGGUGCCUACACACUGCUGUGCCAGACACCUUAAAAGUGUGUCCCGUUCAUUUUCAGCCAGACCUUUUGAUCGAUGCAGCGGGUAGUAGAGCGCGAGGACUUGCCGCUUUGCAGUUACUGUUUUCCGCUUUGUCGUGCAUUGAUGGAGCAGAAACCUGUAUUUUCAUCGUGGCGUGACUUAACGGCUUUCUUUGCAAAAUGGAGGAAGCUAUCAAAUUUGCCCUUGUAUUUGCAUUAAAAUCCACAAACGCAUGUAUGAAGGAAUGUAUGUUUAUACACUGGAUGAUUAGAUGACCGCCAUGUCAGUAUAUUAAUUCUUGAUAUAGAAAUACAAGUGAGAUAACAUUAGCUAGGUAGCUUAGCCCUAUUUGCCAGGUAAUGUUAGAUAGAACACCUCCUCCCAAUGCAGCCCGACAGAAAUGAAAUGUAUGGACGCAUGCCACUCUGUUGGGACAGUGUGUAGGCUUCUGUACUUCUGUGCUAAUUCUCCAUACCACUUCUAUCUGUAAUGGCCUUUGUUUUGUGAAUGUCACUGAGUGCAGCUAUAAACAUGUAAUCACAUUCGAGUAAUUAUUGGUCAGAUGCUGUUACCUUUAGUGUGUAGGUAUGUUGAGAUAUUGGCUACUUCAUGUACAGUAAACUUUUGCUAUGCAUUUAGGCAAUAAAAGCACUUCUUUAGUUCCAUGAAUGUACACAUUUAAUCAUGUAUUCAAGGCCCAGAUCAUGCCAAUCAGACGCAAUAUUCAAGUGUUUGUGGAUACGGGGCCCAAGCAAAGCACAUCGUCCUAUUAAACAAUAUAGCACUGUCAGGAUUCAUUGCAUGAGGAACAAAGCCUGUUACAUUGUGUCAGAUUAGAAAGAGUUCAGCACUGUACAAAAGUUGUUGUAAUGUGGUAUUUCUGUCUAUUGAUGUUGAAUAUCUCCAAUAAAAUGCAGUCUUUUUAGA
This is a messenger RNA of Conger conger (European conger), 3358 nucleotides long. It is a transcript of the gene wdr37, whose product is annotated as WD repeat domain 37. The transcript has 15 exons. Lineage: Eukaryota; Metazoa; Chordata; Actinopteri; Anguilliformes; Congridae. Gene Ontology annotation, cellular component: preribosome, large subunit precursor. Bases 287 to 1771 code for a protein of 494 amino acids. Gene Ontology annotation, molecular function: protein binding. The record is from RefSeq and is a predicted model, not a curated record.